This is a messenger RNA of Aspergillus pseudoviridinutans, 1872 nucleotides long. RefSeq names its product fungal specific transcription factor domain-containing protein. Gene Ontology annotation, cellular component: nucleus. Gene Ontology annotation, biological process: DNA-templated transcription. Bases 1 to 1872 code for a protein of 623 amino acids. NCBI's taxonomy places the organism in Eukaryota, Fungi, Ascomycota, Eurotiomycetes, Eurotiales, Aspergillaceae. The record is from RefSeq and is a predicted model, not a curated record. The transcript is spliced from 5 exons. Gene Ontology annotation, molecular function: DNA binding; zinc ion binding.
AUGGUGCAGCUUACAACAUCAUACGAUGUCGAUCAGAAACACCACCUCGAGCAGACAUGUACUUACGCUGACUUGCGAGAGCCGUCCUCUCCGUGCGGACAACUACACCUUAAAGAUAGCAGCGCAUCUGUCAGCGGGCUAGGCGGGUUGGCAACGCCGAGCAGCUCGGCUUCUGUUCCAUCACCAGAGCGUGCUGAUUUGAAAUUAACGAAGUCUGGAACUGGCUUUAAAGAUUCGACUCACUGGACGUCCGUUCUGAGCGACGUGACAGCGGCAAAGGAAGGCGCCAUCCCAUCGGAGACAGCAUUCGACGAUGGUUCAUCACCGCUCGAGCAGAAUGUCCUCCUCUUCGAGGGGUGCAAACACGCCACGGACCAAGAACUCCUCGAUGCGAUGCCGCCGAGGAGAGAAUCCGACGCCUUGGUUGCGCUCUACUUUCGUGCUCAGGAAUACCGAUUAUCUGUGCUACACCCGACCGAGUUCUUGAAGAGAUAUAACGCAUUCUGGGAAAAUCCCAGUGCUACAUCUGUCUCCUGGCUCGGCCUCUUGUACAGCAUCUACUGCCUCACCAGCCAAGUCCAGAGCCUCUCGACGGCCCAGGACAACGCAUCGUCCGUCUGGUCAGCUACAGCCUUGUAUAAGAUACUGGGCUACCGAGAAAAGGUCGUCCAGUGCCUCGUCCGAGCCCAGUUCGCCAAGGGCGGUCCUGACAUUAUGGAAACCCUGGUCCACUACCUCUUGAUUGAGAGCUACCUGAACAGGGACUCUAAUGUUGGAAUUUGGCUCUUAAUGGGCAACAUUGUCCAAAUAGCGAUCCGCAUGGGCUACCAUCGAGACCCGCAGCACUUCAAGUCCCUAUCCCCCUACCAGGGCGAGAUGAGGCGCCGGAUGUGGGCCAUGAUCUACUCGCUCGACAUCGGCUUCUCCACGCAGAUGGGCCUUCCGAGCAGCAUCAAGCACUCGCUCAGCGACACCAUGCCGCCUCGAAACCUUCAGGACCGCGACUUUGAUGGCAGCUCGACUGACCUGCCGCCCGAGAGGCCGAUCGACGAACUGACCUCCAGUACCGUCAUCCUCGCCAAGCUUCACGUCGCCACCAGCAUCGGUGAUGUAUCAGACCUGGUCUGCAGUCCUCAGCCGAUCUCAUAUGAGAACCUGGUCGCGGCGAAUGCAAAACUAGACUUGACGUAUGCGACCAUUCCCGGUCCUUGCAAGUUCAGACGCAUGUCCGAAUCUCUGUUAGACCCUCCAAGCGUCAUAUUCCAGCGGAUAAACUUUUACAUGCAUUACCAAAGAGCCCGGAUCCUCGUCAAUUGGAAGUUUCUCAGUACCUCGAAGGAUACGCAAGCCAGCAAUCAGUGCUGGGGUAUUGUGAUAGAGGCGGCCUUGGAGAUCCUGCGGCUGCAGCACCGCAUGGCGGAGGAGUCUGACGUCCUGGACGCGUCCCGCCCUACUGGUAUGGUCGACUCGUGCUUCAUAAACAAUGGGUACUUUUUAGCCGCAAGUAUCUUGUGCUUUCUCGUACAGCAUCGUCAAGACAGGCUGUCGGCCCAAGAUCUGUCGGAAGUGCGAAGCCUGCUUGAAAAGAGCCUAGCCAUCUGGAGCCGCACCAACCACUUGUCAAGCGAAGCAAGCAAAGUAGUCAUGGCUCUGAGGGUAGUACUCGGACAACCUGAGGAGCCCAACACACAUUCUACAACCGAAACAACGGCGUCGCCUCAAGCGGGCGCGGGUGAGAUGGCGUUUUCUAGUUGCACCUCUUUCUUUGAUGACCUGCCUUUGAUGAUGACCGACGUCGACCCUGCCGCGUUUCCCACACUGCCCUUGAUUCCCAUGAUAGACAACUGGCUGCAGGUAGAUAGGGGCAUUUAG